CGCGUUGGGCAGUUGGCGGCGCGCUUGGCCGGCUGGUUGUUGGCGGGAGCGCAGCGCAAGCAGCGCCAUGGUGGAGAAGGAGGAGGCCGGCGGCGGCAUCAGCGAGGAGGAGGCCGCGCAGUAUGACCGACAGAUCCGCCUCUGGGGCCUGGAAGCCCAGAAACGGCUGCGGGCCUCCCGGGUGCUCCUCGUCGGCAUGAAAGGCCUUGGGGCUGAAAUCGCCAAAAACCUCAUCCUGGCCGGAGUGAAAGGACUGACCAUGCUGGAUCACGAGCAGGUCUCUCCAGAGGAUCCUGGAGCACAGUUCCUGAUUCGGAGCGGGUCCGUCGGCCGGAAUCGAGCCGAAGCCUCGCUGGAGCGGGCCCAGAACCUCAACCCGAUGGUGGACGUGAAGGUGGACACCGAGGAGUUGGAGAAGAAACCCGAAUCUUUCUUCAGCCAGUUUGAUGCCGUGUGUCUGACCCGCUGCUCCCGGGAUGUCAUUGUUAAAGUGGACCAGAUCUGUCACAAGAACAGCAUCAAGUUCUUCACAGGGGAUGUUUUCGGCUACCACGGAUACACAUUUGCCAACCUUGGGGAGCAUGAGUUCGUGGAGGAGAAAACUAAAGUGGCCAAGGUUAGCCAGGGAGUGGAAGACGGACCCGAUACCAAGAGAGCAAAACUGGAUCCGUCCGAGACCACCAUGGUGAAAAAGAAGCUGCUCUUCUGCCCCGUGAAGGAGGCUCUGGAGGUGGACUGGAGCAGCGAGAAGGCCAAGGCCGCUCUGAAGCGCACGGCUCCCGACUACUUUCUCCUGCAAGUGCUCCUGAAGUUCCGCACGGACAAGGGACGGGACCCGAGUGUGGACACGUGCGCCGAGGAUGCCGAGCUGCUGCUACAGAUCCGCAACGACGUGCUGGACGCGCUGGGCGUGAGCCCCGACCUGCUGCCUGACGACUUUGUCAGGCACUGCUUCUCCGAGAUGGCUCCCGUGUGUGCCGUGGUCGGUGGGAUCUUGGCUCAGGAAAUUGUGAAGGCUCUGUCUCAGAGGGACCCGCCUCACAACAACUUCUUCUUCUUCGACGGCCUGAAGGGCAGCGGCGUCGUGGAGUGCCUCGGCCCCAAGUGAGCUGCACGCCUGGGUGUAGUGGUUCCGGCACAGGGUGGUGCCAGCCCCACCUCAUGCCGCUCCGGAGCUAUGCUGACACCUUUGUGUAGGACUGUAGCCAGCAGUGGUACCAGCCUACCCUUGCCUCUGCCCAAGAGCCUCCUGCCACGCCCUGGACCCUCUCUGCUUGACGUCCCCCCUGCAGGUGGGGAGUGAGGCCCAGGGACACAUUCAGACCGCCACUUGCAGAGGGGACAUGGCGGCUCGGAGGCUGGAGAGCCUGCAAAACAGCAGGUGGCCCUUGCUCGCUUUCAGUUAGGAUUAGCCACGUUCCAGCCCGGGUCAUGGGAGCCGGGUGGCAUCCCCAGCCAGUGUAAGCAGGGGCGGGUUGCAGGGUCCUCCCAGGGGCAGCCCCUGCCUGGCCCCCCGAACCACAGCUGUUUGUAUUUUACAUGUUUUCUAGAUUCCCCUGGUUGUUCAGAAAGGGAUAAUGGAAAUAAAGUUGUUUGCGUCCAA
Molecule: messenger RNA, 1603 nt
Organism: Ochotona curzoniae (black-lipped pika)
Lineage: Eukaryota; Metazoa; Chordata; Mammalia; Lagomorpha; Ochotonidae
Gene: SAE1
Product: SUMO1 activating enzyme subunit 1
Exons: 9
Coding region: 68-1108 (346 amino acids)
Biological process (GO): protein sumoylation
Cellular component (GO): cytoplasm; SUMO activating enzyme complex
Molecular function (GO): SUMO activating enzyme activity
Source: RefSeq, a predicted model, not a curated record